CCCCCCUCCCCCGUCUGAAGGGCUGAAAUUUAUUUCAGAAAGUAUCUCAGCUCGCCGAAGUCUCGACGCUCCGUGUCUCUGUAGCAGCUGAAACUGAAAGAGGAUCUGAAAGAGCGCAAAGGUGGACCCGUACACAAUGCCCAUGUACAAGGGGAAGCGUCGCAAUAACCGAUACAUAAACAUGGCAGGCGAACCCAAGCCAUACAGGCCCAAAGCCGGUUCUAAACGGCCGCUCUCAGCUGUUUAUAGUGGUUAUGAAUUUGAUUACGAGUACUACAGGGAUGAUUUUUACACCAGGCUUUUUGACUACCAUGGCAGAGUGCCCCCCCCACCAAGAGCCGUGAUCCCUGUCAAACGCUCCAGGGUGCUCGCGCCCUCCUCCCGCCGCGGGAAGACCUCCUUCCCUAUCAAAACAUCCUCCUCUUCCUCCUCUUCAUCCUCCAGACCUCCCUCAUCCGGGCUCAAACCAGUGAAGACGGACCAGCUUCAGACUAUUAAACGGGAGCUCACUCAGAUCAAGUUGAAGAUCGACUCUUUGCUGGGACGCCUGGAGAAGAUCGAGAAGCAGCAGAGAGCCGAGUCAGAAGCUCAGAGAAAGUACGAGGACAACUGUGAUUCCCUGCAUGAGGAGUCUGUGUCCGAGACGGCCGAAAACUCGGUGGAGGAGGUUGGCGAGGGGGUGCUGGACGUGGAGGCAGGAGAGAUGACCGAUGGCGGCGAGGACGACUACGACGAGGAGGGCAGCCACCAUCUGAUAGAGAACCAUGUAUCGGAUGUUGACAACUGAGAUCAGGAUGAGGCAGCAGACACCCCCGGUCGGUGGUAUUAGAAUUCAUCAUCACCUUCAAGAGACAGAACAGGAUCUCUGAGGAUCAAGACUUUCAUUCUGGACUGUAAGUUGUGUUCAAGUGAUGCUGAAUCACAUUUAGAUGCCCAACUGUGAAGCACAAACCAAAUGUGAUGUGCUCUCUAAAGAAAUGUAUUCAAGACCCAUUUUAAGUCAUUAGCCUGAGUUCACCUCAUGGAUAUUCUCCUGUGCAACUUAUUUAUUCAUUGCAAGAGGCUAACCACAUCAUGCGCUAAUCCUGUUCCUGAAAAAAAUAAAAAAGAAGGGAAUGAAAUGAACGCUUUUAUUCAGAUCAAUACAUUGAAUUACAUGCAUUUUUUACAUGUGUUUGCAAUGUACAAUUUACAAUGUUUUUCAAUGAAUUUAUGUUGUUGCUCAAAAAUGAAAUGACUAAAAAACAGAACAAUCUGCGAUCGCAGUAUGAUAUUCACAAAAUGUAACAUCGGUGCCGUCUGGUUCGGAUUUGACUCAAGCAUAAGCCAGUAGCUGUCAGCACAACUUUAUCCAGCUUUAUCCAUUUAUCACACAAAUGCCCUGUGGGGCCGUUCCAUCAUAUAUUCAAACACCUGCCAAGUUUCAGAAGCAGAAAGGGCUUCCUGUGGUAGAGAGCCAACAUUGGCACAGGCCUCCUGCCAGGGAGCAGUGCUCCAACGUCGCUACUCCCUGCUCAGCCUGUGUAUCCCAACAUGCAAUGCUGCUGUUCAGGAGCCAACGCCCUUUCUCUUUCUCCUCUACUAUCUGCCUCUGGAUUCUGCAUUGAUUCUGUCUUAUGUAGGCAAGAGAGCGAGGCAAGGUUUUUUAAAUUAUAUAUUGAGAUGCCUUGAUUUUAUCUAAGGAUGUGAUUCAGAUUGCUUACAUUUCUAAAUAAAUAUGGAAUAAUCUGACAUGACACAAUGGCUAAUGCUGCCUUAACACAACUUAAAUAACGUAUUACUCUUUUAAUAAGUUACCCAUAAAAGUCAAUAAAGUGUAGUGCAAACUUUGGUCAGAUGAAGCUGAACUAGCCAGCAUUGGAUUUUUAAUUAACCUGAUUAUAAAUGCAUUGCAAAGUGAAUCAACCAGUGACUGGAUGUCAGCAUGUUCUACUGUUAAUUAUUCACUUCAUGUUUGCCCAUUUUCCCCCGAAUAUGUAACGAAAUAAAUUCACUCCAAACAAUGACACAGGUA
Molecule: messenger RNA, 2014 nt
Organism: Perca flavescens (yellow perch)
Lineage: Eukaryota; Metazoa; Chordata; Actinopteri; Perciformes; Percidae
Product: RNA-binding Raly-like protein
Exons: 8
Coding region: 137-787 (216 amino acids)
Cellular component (GO): nucleus
Molecular function (GO): RNA binding
Source: RefSeq, a predicted model, not a curated record